Meleagris gallopavo (turkey) is the source of this 3309-nucleotide messenger RNA. RefSeq names its product neuroligin 4 X-linked (gene NLGN4X). The record is from RefSeq and is a predicted model, not a curated record. Gene Ontology annotation, cellular component: membrane. NCBI's taxonomy places the organism in Eukaryota, Metazoa, Chordata, Aves, Galliformes, Phasianidae. Gene Ontology annotation, molecular function: neurexin family protein binding.
AGUGGACUGGACUUCACUGGAGGGAGUCAUUUUGCUGGGGAAGUGGAGUAACUGUGGUUGUUUUCUCACUCUGCUGGCUGGAACGUGCUGUGCAUUGUCAGGAUUAAGCCGACACUCAAGACUGGGAUGGGCCUUGGGAACAAACACUCCCUGAUUUCUUCUGACUUUGGAAUUUGUCUAUAGCCAAUCAACUACGUCACACAUCAGAUUUUGGUUUUUCGCUGCCUGAGAAAGGUUAUGCUAUUUUUGAAUAGUUUUUUAUUUUAUUAAUAAUUUUCAUUUUCUUUGACUCAUUUUUCUACUGGUUGUGGGGAAAAAAAGAGUCUUGCUGAUGUUGAUUUAAAUAAUGUCGAAACCAAUGGGACUCCUAUGGCUGCCUUUGAUCUUCACUCCAGUGUGUGUCAUGCUGAAUUCCAACUUCCUCCUAUGGAUAACUGCACUGGCUAUAAGAUUUACUCUCAUUGAUGGCCAAGCACAGUACCCAGUGGUUACCACAAAUUACGGCAAAAUACGUGGUUUAAGAACACCUUUGCCCAAUGAAAUCCUUGGUCCAGUGGAACAGUAUCUGGGUGUUCCUUAUGCCUCUCCUCCAACUGGGGAAAGGCGAUUUCAGCCCCCAGAGCCACCAUCAUCUUGGACAGGUGUCCGUAAUGCCACACAGUUUGCUGCUGUCUGCCCACAGUACCUGGAUGAGAGGUCAUUGCUCAACGACAUGCUGCCAGUCUGGUUUACAGCCAAUCUGGAUACUGUGGUGACAUAUGUUCAAGAUCAAAAUGAAGACUGCCUGUAUUUGAAUAUCUAUGUGCCCACAGAAGAUGGAGCCAACACAAAGAAAAGCGCAGAUGAUAUAACCAGUAAUGAUCGUGGUGAAGAUGAAGACAUUCAUGAUCAGAACAGCAAGAAACCAGUUAUGGUCUACAUCCAUGGCGGAUCUUACAUGGAGGGUACUGGCAACAUGAUUGAUGGGAGCAUUCUUGCAAGUUAUGGAAAUGUCAUUGUUGUCACCCUCAAUUACAGGCUGGGGGUUUUAGGUUUUUUAAGUACUGGGGACCAAGCUGCAAAAGGCAAUUACGGAUUGCUUGACCAAAUCCAAGCUUUGCGUUGGAUUGAAGAAAAUAUUGGAUCUUUUGGAGGAGACCCAAAAAGAGUUACUAUUUUUGGAUCUGGGGCAGGAGCUUCCUGUGUCAGUCUUCUGACACUCUCUCACUAUUCAGAAGGUUUGUUCCAAAAGGCAAUCAUACAGAGUGGAACAGCCCUGUCCAGCUGGGCAGUGAACUAUCAGCCUGCCAAGUACACUCGGAUAUUGGCAGAUAAAGUCGGCUGCGACAUGCUGGAUACCACUGAUUUGGUUGAAUGCCUUAGGAAUAAGAACUACAAAGAACUCAUUCAACAGACCAUCACUCCAGCCACGUACCACAUUGCCUUUGGCCCUGUGAUAGAUGGAGAUGUGAUUCCAGAUGACCCUCAGAUUCUCAUGGAGCAAGGCGAAUUCCUUAACUAUGAUAUAAUGCUGGGUGUGAAUCAAGGGGAAGGUUUAAAAUUUGUGGAUGGCAUUGUAGACAAUGAAGAUGGUGUUUCUCCCAAUGAUUUUGACUUUUCUGUCUCCAAUUUUGUGGACAAUCUAUAUGGUUAUCCAGAAGGAAAAGAUACACUCCGAGAGACCAUUAAAUUCAUGUAUACGGACUGGGCAGACAAGGAAAACCCUGAAACAAGACGAAAGACCCUGGUAGCACUUUUUACUGACCACCAGUGGGUUGCUCCUGCUGUUGCCACUGCUGAUCUGCAUGCCCAGUAUGGAUCUCCAACAUAUUUCUAUGCAUUUUAUCACCACUGCCAAAGUGAAAUGAAACCAAGCUGGGCUGAUUCAGCUCAUGGUGAUGAAGUCCCUUAUGUGUUUGGCAUUCCUAUGAUUGGCCCAACAGAAUUGUUCAACUGUAACUUUUCCAAGAAUGAUGUCAUGCUCAGUGCAGUUGUUAUGACAUACUGGACAAACUUCGCCAAAACUGGAGAUCCAAACCAGCCUGUUCCACAAGACACAAAGUUCAUCCACACAAAACCAAACCGCUUUGAAGAAGUAGCCUGGUCCAAAUACAAUCCUAAAGAUCAGCUUUAUCUGCAUAUUGGCCUGAAACCCCGAGUUCGUGAUCACUACCGAGCAACAAAAGUUGCUUUCUGGUUGGAGCUUGUGCCACACCUUCACAACCUGAAUGAAAUUUUUCAGUAUGUUUCCACAACAACUAAAGUACCCCCUCCUGACAUGACAUCAUUUCCUUAUGUUACCCGACGCUCUCCUGGUAAAUUAUGGCCAGCCACCAAACGCCCAGCAAUGACACCUGCCAACAAUCCCAAACAUUCAAAAGACACUCAUAAAACAGCUCCUGAGGAUACAACAGUUCUGAUAGAAAACAAGCGAGAUUACUCCACUGAGCUGAGCGUCACCAUUGCUGUGGGAGCAUCCUUGCUGUUCCUCAAUAUUUUAGCUUUUGCUGCACUAUAUUACAAGAAAGACAAGCGGCGUCACGAGACUCACAGGCGCCCUAGCCCCCAGAGGAACACAACCAAUGAUAUCGCACACAUACAAAAUGAAGAGAUUAUGUCAUUGCAGAUGAAACAGCUGGAACAUGACCAUGAGUGUGAAUCACUGCAGGCCCAUGACACGCUGAGACUAACCUGUCCACCUGACUACACGCUUACUUUGAGAAGGUCUCCAGACGACAUUCCACUCAUGACUCCCAACACCAUAACCAUGAUCCCAAAUACAUUAACAGGAAUGCAGCCUUUGCAUACUUUCAACACCUUCAGUGGAGGACAAAACAGUACGAAUUUGCCCCAUGGACAUUCAACUACUAGGGUAUAGCUCAGCCCUUCCCCCUCACAAGCCACCUGGAAGAAAGAAAGGAAAAAAAAAAAAAAAAGAAGAGAAAAAAGUUAUAAUACCAUUCAUUGAAUACCUUGUCCAAAUAUUAAGUAAAAACAAGUAAAAGAGAAGGACAGACAUUAUUUUCUUACUGUUCCUUCCCAAAGAAACUCUCUGAUGUUAAAGAUCAACUAAAAACCCUGUGAAAUGUGAAAAGUGUACAUUGCUGUUACAAUACUGCUUUAAGAUCUCAACCCCUUUAAUUGAAAGUUGAGGCCAGAAGAAGUCACUUAAAAUGAUGUUUUGAGCAUAUCGAGCAAAGCAGACUCUUCUGGAACACGAAGCCACUGACUGUACAGAUGUUCUGGUUUUGGUUUUUUGUUUUUUGGUUUUGUUUUUGGUUUGGGUUUUUUUUGUUUGUUUGUUUGGUUUCUUUUUAAUAAAUAAAUAAA